UGCAGUUUCAUGUUUUUCUUUCUUGUUUAUCUUUGAUGGGUUUUGCUGGUUUUCAACCUGGGUUUUCUUCUUUAGGGCAUCUGCUGCUUUGCAAAGCUUCUGAAUAAGGUAACAUAUCGUAUAUACAUUUGCAUGUACAUACAUAUUUUCUUUUAUACAUGUGUAAACCGAACCACAUUCUUCAGUUUUUCAUUAGAUUGGAGGUGAAGAAAGAAUGAUGUCGGAUUGAGAAAAUGAAAUAAGAAUUUUGCUCUUGAAAUUUUGCUUUCUAUUCUUUGACCAGAAACAUAUCAUCAUAUAAAACAACAAGCUGCAUGAAGAAGUUGCUUGUUGAUUGGAUUGACGCAUAACAUGGAAAAACAAUUGAAAUUGAUAAAGGAAAAGUAGAGAAAAAUGGAUAGAGAACAUUCAACAAGCACUGUUUUAGAGCGUGACAACUCUCGAAAUCGAACUCAUUUUCCUCACGUGCUGAGGCAAAGAAGCUAUAUAUUUGAUGGGUUUGGGCAAUACUUGAACAAAGAAUGGGAUAUUGUUGAAGGUACAGGGCAAGAAUUUUGCUGGUAUCAUGUAGAGCUAAUUAAAGGAAAUCAGAAACUUUCUCAAUAUGCAAAACACUUAAUAGAUGUCCUUUGCCCCCCUUUAAAGCUUCAAGACAUUCUCUCACUUGUUAGUAACGGACCCUUUUGUGGAUAUGUCAAUGGAGCACUUGUGUUUAGGGUUAAUUCACCUGGCCCUCCUUCUAGUAAUUUCACUUUCAGAAUUGCAGCUAGAGUUACCGAGCAUUUGGUGAUUACUGUCUCAUUAGGACGUGUUCCUAGAUUAGAUUUCAAGCCAACAAGUCGAUCUCUCUUAUCCGAAAUUCCUAGUUUUAGAAAAAGAGAGGAAAUUAGGGAAGAGAAUGGGGUAGUGAUUGGGGACCAUGUUUUAGAGUUAUUGUUGACAACGAAUCAUUCUGAAGAGGUUGAUAAUCAAGUGCCAAAAUCUGUGUCGAAUCUUGUUAUUCACAUCAUCGACAAACACGUGGAUCAUCUUCAAGAUACCGUCACCAGACUCGAGAUUGAGUUGGACUCGAUUGAGCUAGAAAUGGACAAAGGUGGAUUUACUUUGAAGAAAAAGAUGUUGGAUGAUCGAAGAUUUCCAAAAAUUCACCUUGAUAUACAACGCAUAUUGCAGGUCAUUGCUUAUGGAGAGCAAGUAUUUCCUCGAGUAAAAGAAAAAUGCGCUUCAAAACAAUGGUUUUCUAGUGAAGACAUUAACUCUUUAGAAGAGCUAAUUGGACAAUUGAGAAGGCUAAAAGAAAAUGUAGGGUUUAUUGCAAAUCAUGUCUCGGUAAUUCAAGCUGGUCUUGAAAGUUGGCAAGCUGAGCAAAUAAAUAAGAAGUUGUAUUAUCUUUCCUAUCUUUCGAUAAUUUUUCUUCCUUUAUCCGUAAUAACUGGAGUUUUUGGUAUGAAUGUAGGGGGAGUUCCAUGGACUGGACAAGAUAAUCCAAAACUAAGAGAUGGUUUUCGUAAUGUCAUGAUUUUAUGUGUGGUAAUGUUAUUUAUAGUGUUGCUAUGCUUUAUAUUUCCAUCAUUGUAUUUUCGAUUAACUACUUCGCCAAAGAGAAGCGUUGUCAAAAAAAGUUGGUCAAUUAAUAAGAGAUCUUUUCAUAUGAGAUCUCUUGGAGCACAAGAAAGAAGAGGUUAUCUUUCGAUUUAA
Molecule: messenger RNA, 1698 nt
Organism: Carica papaya (papaya)
Lineage: Eukaryota; Viridiplantae; Streptophyta; Magnoliopsida; Brassicales; Caricaceae
Biological process (GO): transmembrane transport; metal ion transport
Cellular component (GO): membrane
Molecular function (GO): metal ion transmembrane transporter activity
Source: RefSeq, a predicted model, not a curated record